Penaeus monodon (black tiger shrimp) is the source of this 3798-nucleotide messenger RNA. RefSeq names its product collagen alpha-1(VII) chain-like. Bases 1 to 3762 code for a protein of 1253 amino acids. NCBI's taxonomy places the organism in Eukaryota, Metazoa, Arthropoda, Malacostraca, Decapoda, Penaeidae. The transcript has 12 exons. The record is from RefSeq and is a predicted model, not a curated record.
AUGAACACGACUCUGAUGAAGAUACUCUCUCAUGCCUACUUACGAAGAAGACAGACGCCCCAGAAGACCCCAGGUCCCCGGGGAAAGGCCUCGCCGCGAAACAAGGACGCUCCUGACGAAGAGGUCAUCACCAAGAGGUCACAGCCUCUUAAGGAAAUCCUGAAGUUGCACGAAUCAAAAGUGCAAGAACCGACAUCAGCAGAGGAGUCGCCUCGGCCAAAGCCAAAGCAGAAAUUGCGUGACAACUUCGAAGCAACAGUUGAACAGCAGGAGACUCGAGUGCACAAGACCUGGGACCUGGAGAGUGACCUGAGCACGAGGUCGCUCAACAUGAGGAAUAUCAUCGAGCGACACGAAACGAUCACGGCGGAGGAAGCGCCGAAACCGGAGAAGAAGUUGACUGGCAUCCUCAAGAAGACAUCCAGUUCCAACAUCCUUAUUACAGAUACACGGGCAGAAAAGACCACGCACGCCGAGUCCGCUGACGACAUCUUGGACACCCUGACGGAGGACCAGAUCGCCAAGCUCUCAGAGGAGUUCGACCUGCGAGCUCAAGAAGACGGGGUCAUCAAAACAAGGGAAUCAAUGGAGGAGCUAAGUACAGGAUACCGGGUUACCAGCACGACAGAAGUUGACCAUCCCGAAGGAGCCAAGUUCGAGAGGAAAACGUCCUACACUGAGAUCAAACUCCAGCAGCCCAGCAAGGAGGAGGUUGUCCCUGAUGUUUAUGUUGCUCCUUUUAUGGAACGUAUAAAACAAGAAAGAAAAUCCGAAGGUACCUCUGAAGACGAUCUCAGCGAUCAUGACGUUUCUGACGAGGACAAAAAGCCGAGAGACAGAGACAUAAUGACACUUAAGACACAAAAACUCACCGCUACACUACCAGUGAAGAGACCUUCAGGCGAAGAAGAGCCUUCUAAGAGGAAGCCAGGCAAGCCCGGAAGGCCAGGAGAGGAAGAGCCUGAGGACGUAAGGAGGAGACCAGGCAAGCCCGGAAGGCCAGGAGAAGAAGAGCCUGAUGACGUAAGGAGGAGACCAGGCAAGCCUGGAAGGCCAGGAGAGGAAGAGCCUGAUGACGUAAGGAGGAGACCAGGCAAGCCCGGAAGGCCAGGAGAGGAAGAGCCUGAUGACGUAAGGAGGAGACCAGGCAAGCCCGGAAGGCCAGGAGAGGAAGAGCCUGAUGACGUAAGGAGGAGACCAGGCAAGCCUGGAAGGCCAGGAGAGGAAGAGCCUGAUGACGUAAGGAGGAGACCAGGCCAGCCCGGAAGGCCAGGAGAGGAAGAGCCUGAUGACGUAAGGAGGAGACCAGGCAAGCCCGGAAGGCCAGGAGAGGAAGAGCCUGAUGACGUAAAGAGGAGGCCAGGCAAGCCCGGAAGGCCAGGAGAGGAAGAGCCUGAUGACGUAAGGAGGAGACCAGGCAAGCCUGGAAGGCCAGGAGAGGAAGAGCCUGAUGACGUAAGGAGGAGACCAGGUAAGCCUGGAAGGCCAGGAGAGGAAGAGCCUGAUGACGUAAGGAGGAGACCAGGCAAGCCCGGAAGGCCAGGAGAGGAAGAGCCUGAUGACGUAAGGAGGAGACCAGGCAAGCCUGGAAGGCCAGGAGAGGAAGAGCCUGAUGAUGUAAGGAGGAGACCAGGCAAGCCCGGAAGGCCAGGAGAGGAAGAGCCUGAUGAUGUGAAGAGGAGACCAGGCAAGCCCGGAAGGCCAGGAGAAGAAGAGCCUGAUGAUGUAAGGAGGAGACCAGGCAAGCCUGGAAGGCCAGGAGAAGAAGAGCCUGAUGAUGUAAGGAGGAGACCAGGCAAGCCUGGAAGGCCAGGAGAGGAAGAGCCUGAUGACGUAAGGAGGAGACCAGGCAAGCCUGGAAGGCCAGGAGAGGAAGAGCCUGAUGAUGUGAAGAGGAGACCAGGCAAGCCUGGAAGGCCAGGAGAGGAAGAGCCUGAUGACGUAAGGAGGAGACCAGGCAAGCUCGGAAGGCCAGGAGAGGAAGAGCCUGAUGACGUAGGCAGGAGACCAGGCAAGCCCGGAAGGCCAGGAGAGGAAGAGCCUGAUGACGUAAGGAGGAGACCAGGCAAGCCUGGAAGGCCAGGAGAGGAAGAGCCUGAUGACGUAAGGAGACCAGGCAAGCCUGGAAGGCCAGGAGAGGAAGAGCCUGAUGACGUAAGGAGGAGACCAGGCAAGCCCGGAAGGCCAGGAGAGGAAGAGCCUGAUGAUGUGAGGAAGAGACCAGGAAGGCCAGAUGAACCUGAUACAUAUGAGGAAACUGAGUUAUCUGUAACGAGAAGGGAAAUUUUAGAGAGAAAUGCAGUCCAAAAAUCAACAGUAAGUACUACUUUGAUGGCAAGAACAGAUGAAUCUGUGAUUAGCCAAAUCACCGAGUUCGAAGAACCUGAAGAUAUAAAGAGAAGACCAAGUAGGCCAGGGAAGCCUAGUAAACCAGAUGAUAAUGAACCUGUGGAUAGUAAAAGGAGACCAGGAAGGCCAGGAGAGGAGGAACCUGAAGAUGAAAGAAAACCAAGCAAACCUGAUGCCAUUACAAAGAGACCGGGCAGGCCAGAUGAGAAACCUGGGGAUAUUAGGAGGAGACCGAGCAAGCCAGGUGAGGAACCUGAAACUGACGAUAUUACGAAACGUUAUGACUUGACAACGUAUGACGACAUAUCUAGAACUGAAGUUGUACAGGAAACAUUAGUACAAAGAAGCAUUGAGGAAACAUCUUUCCGUAGCACAGUUGUAAGUGAGGCUGUUGUUUUGGAUGAUACGGUAUAUUAUGUAAGUGAAGAGUACAGCAGUGAAACAAGUGAAGAGGAAGUAGAUGAAGAAACUGAAACACCAGACAAACCAAAGAAGAAACGUUCGCCAAAUGAUGUUUCUAAAAAGAAAACGAGGGAGACAGAGAAACGCCCAAAGAGGAGACCAGAAGACGUGAAGGCUAAGCCAGGCAAGCCUGAUGAAAAGGAACCUACAGGCACUAAAAAGACCGGGAAAAGACCAGGUAAACCAGGAGAUAAAGAACCUGUGGAUGUUAAAGGGAGACCAGCAAGACCAGGUGACAAAGAGCCAGAGGAUAUUAAAAGAAAACCAGGCAGACCAACUGGCAGUAAGCCAGAAGAUACUAAGAGGAGACCAGGUAAACCAUCAGAUAAAGAACCUGUAAAAGGGAAGCUAGGCAGGCCAGCUAAACCUGGUGAACCAGGGGAGGAAGAGCCUGAGAACAUUAAGAGGCGACCAGGUAGGGUGGGUGAAAAGACACCAGAUGACAUUAAGAGGAAACCUGGAAGGCCAGGCGAGAAAAAACCCGAGGACGUACAUAGAAGACCAGGACGGCCAGGUGAAGAAGAACCUGAAGGCAUUAAGAGAAGGCCAGGCAGGCCAGGGGAGGAAGAACCUGAUGGUGUAAAGAGGAGACCAGGCAAGCCCGGAAGGCCAGGAGAGGAAGAGCCUGAUGACGUAGGCAGGAGACCAGGCAAGCCCGGAAGGCCAGGAGAGGAAGAGCCUGAUGAUGUGAGGAGGAGACCAGGCAAGCCUGGAAGGCCAGGAGAGGAAGAGCCUGAUGACGUAGGCAGGAGACCAGGCAAGCCUGGAAGGCCAGGAGAGGAAGAGCCUGAUGACGUAGGCAGGAGACCAGGCAAGCCCGGAAGGCCAGGAGAGGAAGAGCCUGAUGACGUAGGGAGGAGACCAGGCAAGCCCGGAAGGCCAGGAGAGGAAGAGCCUGAUGACGUGGAGGAGACCAGGCAAGCCCGGAAGGCCAGGAGAGGAAGAGCCUGAUGACUAGGCAGGAGACCAGGCAAGCCUGGAAGGCCA